GCUCAACAGACUCAAGAGUAGUCGGACCUAAUCUCAAACACUAUGGCAGAAACCAGUAUCGAGAUUCCCUGCUGGCGGGACCGAAUCGCCAGCCGCCUCGCUCCUCUAGGAGCGUACAGCUUGCUCGACAUCACCCAGCGUAGGCCCUGGGGUGAGCACGGAAUCCCCACCGACAUCCAGAUCAUCGUGGCCUUCACGCGCGGUCGGCCCUUUUUCACCUUCAUUAUCGCCCCCAUUGAUGAACCCGCCUGGUACGCCGCCACACUCUACCGCGAAUGGUGGAGCGCAGCGACCGACCAUAACUACGCGAUCCCGCCCAGGAUGAUACUCGCCGGCGGCGGCGUCAUCGACGGCCGGGUUAGCUUCUGGACGUACGAGGUCCGCGCCUUCGGGGGCCCUCGCUUGGCGGCCCUCUGGGGCUGCCGCGGCCAGGACUCGUUUGACUGGUGGGCCGAUGAGUUUCUCAUCCUGCGCUUCUUCUUCGACCUGUCGGACAACGUGAACGCGGUCGUUUGGGGGCCUACCUUCGGGGGUGCCUUUAGCGGGUGGGACUUCCCCGCUCAGGCGAAUUACUUCUCGGUCAUCUUGAACCAUAAUGCCCGAGAGGCGGGUGCGACUGCGCCACUUCGUCCCCGUACCAUUACGGGUAUUGCUAACGUCCAACAGAGCGCUGCUGCUACUCUUCCUCCGGCUACCCUUCAGGUUAAUGGUGUUUUUCCUGCUGUCGCUGCUCCCGCACCUCCCCAGACAGAUGACGAAGCAGACGAAGAUGAUCGUGAAGAUCGUGCUCAUCGCUCCGGCACGGUCACUCCGCAGCCCACUGCACCAAAUGAGUCUGCCUCGGACAGUCCUGAGGGCUCUGCUACUGAGUCUUUCUACAGCCUCGCCUCGUCGGAAUACUUCUCUGCUGAUUCGAGAUAGUAGGAUAGUGGGGGUGGCUUUGAUGGAUCGGUUGAGCUCACGAGGUGUUUGGCAAGGGAUGAUAGGUAAGAUUCUGCUGUUUCGGCCAUCAUCUCAUCACAAUAGGAUUUUCUUUUCCCCUGAUAUCAAAAGCUUGUAGUAUGAAACUUAUUCUCAUUUGUAUUCCCAUUUUGUUCUCCCAUUUCUUCUAAGCAUGACUAACUAUACCUAGCAUUUUACGCCUUGU
Molecule: messenger RNA, 1147 nt
Organism: Aspergillus homomorphus CBS 101889
Lineage: Eukaryota; Fungi; Ascomycota; Eurotiomycetes; Eurotiales; Aspergillaceae
Exons: 1
Coding region: 43-921 (292 amino acids)
Source: RefSeq, a predicted model, not a curated record